Messenger RNA from Coccinella septempunctata (seven-spotted ladybird), 1072 nucleotides. It is a transcript of the gene thoc6, whose product is annotated as THO complex subunit 6 homolog. Gene Ontology annotation, molecular function: protein binding. Gene Ontology annotation, cellular component: transcription export complex; THO complex. The transcript has 4 exons. Lineage: Eukaryota; Metazoa; Arthropoda; Insecta; Coleoptera; Coccinellidae. Gene Ontology annotation, biological process: mRNA export from nucleus. The coding region runs from base 63 to 1046 and encodes 327 amino acids. The record is from RefSeq and is a predicted model, not a curated record.
UUGUUUGAAUUUUGUUUGGGAGCUCAAAUUGUUUCACAAAUUCAUAAACAUUCUCAUAAACAAUGACCAAUUACCACUUGAAAAAAUUUUAUAACACCAUAUUAUGCCAAGCGUUUUCUCCUUGUGGUAAUUAUUUUGUGGCAGGGGAUAUAUAUGGAAAAAUUUCGGUUUUCCAUUUAUCCAAAUUGAUAAAUCCGGAUGUAAAGUUAUCCAAAGAUGAACAAUUUCCUAAAUGUACAUUUGAAGUUUGUCCAAACAUGCAAAUAAAUUCAUUAUUAUCAACAGAAACCUAUCUAAUAGUUGGGGCUGUUGGUGAAAUAAAAGCAUAUUUGUGGAAGAAUAUUAAAACUAGCAAGAAUGUAUCUUGUGCUUGGAGCAUUGAUAUACCUAAUGAUAAAGGUGGUCUGGAUAAGCCAGAUGUUAAUUCCUUAUACUUUCUGCAUGAAAGAGACUUACUAUUGGCAGGUUGUGGAGAUAAUAAUAUUUAUGCCUUUCAAAUCGAAACUAGAAAACCUGUGAAGACUCUUUCUGGUCAUAGCGACUAUGUCCAUUGCCUUUGCGGUCUAGGCAAUGACCUGAUCUCUGGAAGUGAAGAUGGAUCAGUAUGUAUUUGGGAUAUAAGAGAAAAUAAAAAAAGGAAUCAAAUUCACCCAUACAUGAAUGAUGAAAUAAAUAGGCCUGAUCUUGGUAAAUGGAUUGGUGCAGUAGGAUAUAAUGAAGAUUUUUUGAUAUGUGGAGGUGGACCUCGUUUAUCUUUAUGGCAUUUCCGUUCUUUAAAUCAUUCUACAAUUUUCCCUAUUGAAGAUAAGGGAAUACAUGUUGCAGAAAUUUAUCAGGACAAAGUUUUUGCUGGUGGUCGGUCAGAAUAUUUUUAUCAACUGAGUUUUAAUGGUAAUAUAAUUGCUGAAAUACCAACAUCUGGAGUGACAACUUACUCAAUGAUCCAUCAAGAAGAACCAUAUAAAGCAUUAUGUAUAGCUGGAUCUAGUCCUAAAAUUGAUGUAUGUAGUAACUUUGUAUAUAGAGACUUAGUACUUACAGUGUGAAGAUAAUAAAUCUUUUAUUUCUUGUC